GCACCACCCCGCGAUCCGAUAACCGAUUCAUGCCUCUUAUCAGCCCUGCGGUGACGGAGCCCCGCGAAGAAUUUCUUUUUGAUCUUCCUCUGGCGACAGCCCUGCCACCUCUGGACUCCAGACAUAGGACAUUGGACACUGGCCUUUGUCCCAUCUCUCGCCAUGCCUUACCAAACCCUGACCGGCAACUCGUGCUACACGAGCGCCGAGGCCCAGAAGCUCCUGGAGCGCAUCAACAAGCAGACCGAUGCCAAGCUUCAGUCCAUCCAGGGCAACUGGCUGUACUAUGUCGACCUGAGGAAGGACCAGGUCGGUCUCGACAAGGUCCAGCAGUUGCUCCAGCUCAGCAACGCCUCGGCUCCCGCUGCUGCAUCACAGUCCGAGAAUGCCGUGACCUUCUACAUCACUCCUCGCAACAUCUCGCCAUGGAGUUCCAAGGCCACCAGCAUCGCCCACGUCUGUGGCCUCAAGGACCAGGUGCACCGCGUCGAAAGGGGUCGGGUCGUCACCAUCCAGUACGAGAGCUCGAGCAACACAGGCGCUGAUAUCCCCUUCCGCGAUGUCAUCCACGAUCGAAUGACCGAGACCCUCGCCACCGAGCAGCCCUCCCUGGAUGCCAUGUUUGCUGAGCGCGAACGUGCUCCUCUUGUCGUCGUCGACAUCUUCGCCGACGAUAGCCGUGGGCCUCUGGCAAUCCUUGACGACUACAAUAAGAAGAUGGGGCUUGCAUUGAGUUCCGAGGAGAUGGAGUACUUGGUGGACUCAUACACUCGGCUGGGCAGGCCUCCACACGAUGUGGAACUGUUCAUGUUCGCCCAGGUCAACUCGGAACAUUGUCGCCACAAGGUCUUCAAUGCAGCCUGGACCAUCGACGGCAAGCCCAUGGGCAAGAGCCUGUUCGAGAUGAUCAAGAAUACCCACAAGAAGACCCCUGAUUACACCGUCUCUGCCUACAGCGACAACGCCGCCGUUCUCGAAGGAGAUCUCUCCAACUUCUGGGCGCCAGACUACUCUACGGGCACGUGGAAGCUCUCCAACGAAGUGAUCCACCCCCUGAUCAAGGUGGAGACACACAACCAUCCUACUGCCAUUUCGCCUUUCCCUGGUGCCGCCACUGGUUCGGGAGGCGAGAUCAGGGACGAAGGAGCUGUUGGGAGAGGUUCGACCCCCAAGGCGGGUUUGUGUGGCUUCUGGGUUUCGGAUCUGCUCAUCCCCGGCAGAAAAGAGCCAUGGGAGGUGGAUAUUGGACGGCCUAGUCACUACGCCAGCAGUCUCGACAUUAUGCUGGAAGCGCCAAUCGGCUCUGCACGGUUCAACAACGAAUUCGGUCGGCCAUGUCUGACCGGAACCUUCAGGACUCUGCUCACAAACACCGAGGGUGAACAUUCCAACAACAACAACGAGUGGAGAGGAUACCAUAAGCCAAUCAUGAUUGCUGGUGGCAUUGGGUCUGUCAGGCCACAGCAUGCCCUGAAGAAUGAGGCUGAUGUGCUCGACGGCGCCCACGUCAUCGUUCUUGGAGGGCCUGCGAUGCUCAUUGGACUUGGAGGAGGUGCUGCCUCGAGCGCUGUAGGUGGCAGCAACGCGGAUCUCGACUUUGACUCUGUGCAACGAGGCAACCCUGAGAUGGAGCGCCGGGCUCAGAUGGUCAUCAACACUUGUGUUGCUCUCGGUGCCAACAACCCUAUUGCUAUGAUUCACGACGUCGGCGCUGGCGGUCUUUCAAACGCGCUUCCCGAGCUGGUCAAGGAUGCCGGCUUCGGUGGCAAGUUCGAACUACGACAGGUUGAGAGCGCUGACAACAGCAUGAGCCCAUUGCAGAUCUGGUGUAACGAGGCACAGGAGCGAUAUGUGCUGCUGGUCAACAGGGACAACAUGAACCGCUUCCAGGUCAUCUGCGAGCGCGAGCGUUGCGGUUACUCCAAUGUCGGAAACGUUGUUGCCAAAGAUCACAACGGUGCCUCCAGAUUGGUCCUGCAGGACCGUGAGUCUAGGGAGUACCCUGUGCCAAUUGAUCUGCCCAUGGAUGCUCUGUUCCCUCCAGGCCGCCGUCAAGAGCGCGUGGUUGAAAGUAUCAAGGCCCCAUUGGUUCCCUUCGAUGCUGCCACCAGUAUAUCAGAGAAGUACAACCUGUCGGACAAGACAGAAGUAAUCACCAAGGCCACCGAGCUUGUUUUCUCUCUCCCUUCGGUUGGAUCGAAGAUGUUCUUGAUCACCAUAGCAGACAGGACUGUUGGUGGAUUGACAGUGCAAGACCAACUGGUCGGUCCAUGGCAGACGCCUGUGGCAGAUGUUGCCGUGACUCUCGGCUCAUUUGGAUUUGAGAACAACCGUCAUGGUGAAGCAAUGGCAAUGGGAGAAAAGCCAACGCUUGCCCUUAUCUCUGCGGCCGCUUCCGCGCGGAUGGCUGUCGUCGAAAGUCUGAUGAACCUCGGCGCUGCGCAUAUCAAGGCCGCCGCAAAUGUUCGAGGCGAUCUGCGACGUGUCAAACUGUCUGCCAACUGGAUGGCCGCUGUCAACCACCCUGGUGAGGGCGCUGCGCUGUUCGAGGCUGUCAAGGCCAUCGGUAUGGAGCUCUGUCCUGAACUUAACAUCUCCAUUCCGGUCGGCAAGGACUCGACCUCGAUGAAGGCAUCCUGGAAGGACGAGAGCGGAGAGUCCAAGAGUGUGACAGCCCCAGUGUCUGUUGUCAUCUCUGCUUUCACGCCUGUCGAAGAUGUUCGCAGCACUUGGACGCCACAACUGCGGCGCGUCGAGGAAGUGGGCGACUCUGUCCUCAUGUUCGUCGAUCUCGCCGGUGGUCGCACAGCCAUGGGAGGUUCUGCUUUGGCCCAGACCAUGGGUCAACUUGGCAAUGAGGCGCCCGAUGUCCACGACCCUAGGCUGAUCGUGGAUUACUUCGAUGCCCUGUCGCAGCUUCACGAAGAGGAUAUUGUCCUGGCGUACCAUGACCGCUCUGAUGGUGGCCUGCUUACCACCGUCGCGGAAAUGAUGUUUGCCGGUCGCUGUGCAGCUGACAUCUCGAUCGAUGAUAUUGCCAAGUCACCAUCAACUUCGCAUAUCCUUGAGGCUCUGUUUAACGAGGAGCUCGGCGCCGUCUUCCAGAUUCGGAAAUCGGAUGAGAAGAGAUUCCUGCGUUGUUUCGCAACUUGUGGGCCACCUCCGGGUUUGAUCAAGAAGAUUGGCUACGUCCGGCCAACGGCCAAACAGUCCUUGUCUGUGAAGUAUGGCAUGACACCGCUCGUCGACCUGGACCGGGCCCAGAUGCAGCAGUGGUGGUCGACAACUUCGUACGAGAUGCAGAAGCUCCGAGACAACCCGGCAUGCGCCGAGUCCGAGUUUGCCUCCCUGGCCGAUGCCAAGGAUCCAGGACUGUCAUACAAGUUGAAAUUCGACCCUGCCGAUGCCAGCCUGCCGGCGCUCACAAACCUCAAGUCCCUGGUCACACAACGCCCACGCGUUGCCAUCCUGCGAGAGCAAGGUGUCAACGGCCACGCCGAGAUGGCCUUUGCCUUCCGCGCCGCAGGCUUCGAUGCGGUGGACAUCCACAUGACGGACAUCCUGUCGGGCUUCUCGCUCGAUGGAUUCCGCGGGCUGGCGGCGUGCGGCGGCUUCUCAUACGGCGACGUGCUCGGCGCCGGCCAGGGAUGGGCCAAGUCGAUCCUCAUGCACGACAACGCGCGCAAGACGUUCGAGGCCUUCUUCCGGCGGCCCGACACCUUCUCCCUGGGCGUGUGCAACGGCUGCCAGAUGCUGUCGCGGCUCAAGGAGCUCAUCCCGGGCACGGACCACUGGCCCGCCUUCGUGGAGAACACGAGCCAGCAGUUCGAGGCGAGGUACAGCAUGGUGGCGGUCCGGGAAGACGACAACAGCGUCUUCCUCUCGGGCAUGGGCGGAUCUCUGCUGCCCAUCGUCGUCUCGCACGGCGAGGGCCGGGCCGAGUUUGCGUCGCCCGCCGGGCUGGAGGCUUGCACGCGCGAGGCCGGGCUCGCCCCGCUCCGCUACACAGACAACUACGGCAAGGUCACCGAGGCGUACCCCUUCAACCCCAACGGCAGCCCUCAGGGCAUCGCCGGUGUGAGGAGCAGGGACGGCAGGGUGCUGGCUAUGAUGCCGCACCCGGAGAGGACCAUCAUGGCAGACGUGGCGAGCUGGGCGCCGAAGGAGGAGGUUGACCGGUGGGGCCAGUUCGGGCCGUGGUUGAGGAUGUUCAGGAAUGCCAGGAAGUGGGUCGGUUGAUGUAUUGCUUUUCUGGAGUUAUCAAAAGAAAAUUAUAAAAAGAGGGCGGAAAUGGAAUGCAUUCAUAUUUUAUAGACAUUUACCACGGGUGGUCCGCUCAAUGCACACUUUACAGGAA
Molecule: messenger RNA, 4357 nt
Organism: Diaporthe batatas
Lineage: Eukaryota; Fungi; Ascomycota; Sordariomycetes; Diaporthales; Diaporthaceae
Product: phosphoribosylformylglycinamidine synthase
Exons: 5
Coding region: 163-4239 (1358 amino acids)
Biological process (GO): 'de novo' IMP biosynthetic process
Molecular function (GO): phosphoribosylformylglycinamidine synthase activity
Source: RefSeq, a predicted model, not a curated record